UCAAAGGUUGCCCAUAAUUAGACUAUACAAAUCAUUCUGCUUAAUAUUGCAGGGUUUCUAGAUAGAUGCAAAAAGUGAAACCUAUCAAUUAGUGUAUGGUUUUGUAGUAGGUCUUGCUUUUUUAUUCGAUACAAAUGAAUCCGACGAUACACAUUACUGCGAUAGAAAACGACGAUCGUCGGAAGUCAACUUUCUACAUAUCACUGAAAGCUGAUAGCAUCAGUUCUGCGAGAAUAGAUACAAAGCUUCCUUUCAUAAAAAAUAUGCAACUAUGCUCCUCUGUGGCUGAAUUGAAUGAACGUUCAAUGGAGACUGUUUGCAUAGAUCAGCCAAGCCAAGAUGACUCCAUCCGCACCUCUAGAAUGAAGCGAUAUGGCGUUGUACUCAAUGCGAAUUCUAAUAACCUAACAGAUCGUGAAAAUACCACUGCAUGGAGGAGCAAUAUUGAAACACCUAUAGCAAAGGAAAAAGUAAUGUCAGAUCCAACAAGCUCUAAGGCUAUUUUCGAUUCGUCGAAGGUUCCAAUCACUUUGUUGCCAACCGUUGGAACGGGAACUGUCCAUAGUAACUCUUCUACUUUAUCUUCGGAAUGCACAUUGCAGUCUUCUGGAACAACAAAAAAGUCAAUUAACUUCAUUCGACGAUCUUCAUCAAUUAAACUAUAUAGACACAAUUCUUUAAUGAAAACAAUUACCCCAAAAUGUGCCAUAAGUAGCUUUGAUGUAUGUCAAGCAAAUGUGCCAGUGAAAGCACUAGAUACCAAGCAACUUUCCAAAUUCCUGUCGGAUAGAACUGCGAAUGAUUCUAUUCUGCGUGCCAUACUCAGCCGAGACGAAAAUGAAAUCCAAUUGAAAACCUCACCAAAUGCAGAUGGAUCAGACGAAGUGCUUUGUCUUCAAAGUUCAGCUCUUACACUACCAGCAAGAGACAAAAAAAGAGUAUGUUCAUCAUCAUUAUCAAACUUUUUUUUAAAGCGCUCGUUUCGAUCAACCCCUUUAAAGCGAACCAAAUCUGUUACGAAAGUAAAUGUAUCUACGUGCGAAACAGACGACCUACGCCUUUCACGAUCUCAUGAAAAUUUGCUUUCCAAUCAUGUAUCUUUAUCGUCAAUUGACUAUCCAAAUAGGGGUACAAUUAGUAUUCUUCCUGUUCAUGCAUCGCUCCUUGGACACCGCCAUGGCUUCCAAAUUUAUAGUGAUUCAUGCGGUGUUAAACAUUACACGUGCAAGUCACGCCAAGAACGGGAUCUGUGGUUACACGGUUUACGUAAAAUGCUUAUUCCUAACAAUAUCAAUACACUGCGAAAGGAUAAUUCCCUUAAAAUAUGGAUUUAUGAAGCCAAGUCACUGCCGUCCAAAAAACGUUAUUUUUGUGAGAUAUAUCUGGACAAUGUUUUGUAUGGGCGCACUUCUUCCAAACUCAACAAAGAUAUAUUAUUUUGGGGUGAAUGUUUGGAAUUUCUUGAUAUACCUAAACCAAAAAUUAUCAAGAUAAAUGUGUAUUGCGAAGCUGAUAAAAAAAAGCGGCGCGACAAUUUUUUACUGAUUGGAUCGGUUAGUAUUCGUAUUCAAGAUGUAAUGCCGCAUGGUUUAUGCGAAGAUUGGUAUCCCAUUCUGGCGGAAAAGAUGGAGGGUAUACGCAAACGCUCUUCUAAACAAUCUCAAUCCACUAUAAGAAUAAAGUGCCGAUUCCAAUCGCUUACCAUACUGCCAAUAAAUGAAUAUCAAGAAUUUUUAACAUAUCUCAAAGAAAACUAUGUAAAACUAUGCGAAUUAAUUGAACCUGUUAUAGGAGUUAAAGCUAAAGAAGAGAUUGGGCAAGCUUUGGUGUUGGUGAUGCACUCACAAAACAUGGUACCUACUUUCCUUGCUGACGUAGUCGCUUUGGAUUUGUUACGAGUCGAUGAUCAACGGCUUACGUUUCGUGGAAACUCUCUAGCAACUAAAAGCAUGGAAGCAUUCUUGAAACUGUGUGGAGAACAAUAUUUACAAGAUACUUUAUUUGCACCGAUUGUAAAAAUCAUUGACUCUGGACGAGACUGUGAAGUAGAUCCCAUGAAGACCGAUGGGAUGCUAUUAAAACAACAGCAGGAAUUGCGUAGCACUGUUGAAAUGAUAUGGAAAGCCAUUUUAAGCAGUAUUGAUUUUUUUCCAUUGGAAUUGCGAGUUUGUUUUUCGACCUUUCGCGAUCGUUUAAAAACAUUAGGACGAGAAGAUAUUGCAGAUAAUUUAAUUAGUGCUUCAUUAUUUCUGCGAUUCCUUUGUCCAGCCAUUCUUUCGCCAAGUCUGUUCAACAUAACGAAUGAGAUGCCUUCAGCCCUUUCCACAAGAAAUUUGACGUUGGUUGCAAAAACUUUGCAAACGCUAGCCAAUUUUACACGCUUUCAGGGAAAGGAAUAUUUCAUGGAAUUCUUAAACAGUUUUGUAGAGGAAGAAGCUCCACGAAUGAAACAAUUUUUAUCUGACAUUUCGAGUCUUCAAGUGAAUCCUGAGAAUAAGAGCACUCUCGAUUGGUCACAGCACAUCGAUCAAGGCAAACAUUUGGCUAUUCUUCAUAGUUUACUGCCAGAAACACUAGCAAAACUAACUAAAGAUAAAUGUGAAGAAUUGUCUCCUCUUGCAACCAUUCUGAAGGCAUUAUCAAGUGUCACGGAAUCUGAAAAAAUAUUAAGUCAUUCAGAGAGACUUAAUAAACAUGAACAUUCUUUGAUUAGCACAGCAAAUGGGUUUGAUCAACAAAUGUUUGAAAAAAAAAUACAAAAGCAGGAGAGUUCAAUGUUGCAUAACAGAAUGAAAUUAAUGCUACAUAAUUCAUAUGACAGUCUUCAUUGUGUAAAUCCUCCUAUCGGCAAAGACCGAGCCGAGAAUUAUCAAGUACAAAACCUAGAUAUCCUGGAAAAGAAACAUCAAGAAGAGAGACAAGCAAAUGUUAAUAUAAAUCAGAACAAACGUGCUUCCACUCUGCCACGCAAAAUAAAUGGUCAUUCUGCUAACUCAUUUCUAAAACGAGAAGAACUAGAGCAUUACAACUCAUAUCCAGAACAUACAAAUGAAAUCAUCACAUUAGAUAAACAUUUUAAAAGUGGAUUAUCUUUAGAUGAUACAUUGAGUCGCAAAUUUUCAGCUACAACUUCACUGACGGGAGAACCCUUGAACAUUAUAGAAAAUAAAGUUGGUUGUGCGUCCCUUUGGAACGCGGCUGCCAAGUCACAAGCAAUGGAAGACAAUGAAUCGAAUCCUUCUAACAUGCCAAUGUGCCUGGAGGAUCUGCAAGAUUUAUUUAAUUAUGCUGAUGAACAGCACGUUCUUGAAAAUAAUAGUGCCACUUGGAAUGGCUCCAACAGCGACUAUAAAGGGUCAACUGCAAAUGACAUUAAUAUCAAACAUGGAGCAUGCGAUAAAGCGGGUUCAGAAAAUAUCCCUUUUAAUAAUGUAUUUUCGGAAUGUUACGCAGCGCAAUUGAAUUAUAAGCAACUAACAAGAAAUGCGAACAAUGUUCGUAAAAUUUCCACAUUUUUUUCCUCAGACUGUACUAUAAACGAACCCAAAUUUAAUGAAAAAAAUAACAACUCUUUAAAAAUUUACACGGAUUCAUACCGAACAGAUCAAUCGAUUGAAGAGCCUGCUAACAUGCUGCAUUCGCAUAUCUUUAAAGAAAAACGAAAGAAAUGGAAUUUUUAUCCAGGAGUGCGAGUAGACAAAUCCGUUGAUAUUAACGAAAUAAGUAGAAACCAAGAAAAUGGAGGGCAUAGAGAUGUCAUCCCAAUAGCAUGUCAAUUUGCGGGGAGUGAGGGUAUCAAUAAUUUCAGCAUGAAAGUCGAUAAUGAGUUGAACUGUACGUAUAAUGCUGCAAUAGGAACAAUUUCUGUUAGAAAUAUCGAGCCUAGUGAUUCUAGAUCUAUGCUUAAACAAGCGACGGUUUAUUCAAAUGGAAUUAGAAGAUGUGAUAUACCAACAACAAACCCGAUGAUGCAGUACAAACAAGAUGAAUGUUUAGAAAUGCGAAACAAUAACUAUGAUGAACAGGAGUAUCUGCGACACACAUCGCAUAGUUCUGUACGAUCAUUGUCAGAAUGCUUUAGCGAUACUGAAUAUCGCUAUAACUCCUCUCUGGGAGUUCAUCAAUAUAUUAAGUGUUCGAGACAAAGCAAUAAUAGGAAUAAUAAUAGCAAACCUAUAGAGGAACAUACAAUAAGUAAUCAUAUGAUAUCAAAUAACAUCCAAUCGGUUGAACAAUGUGAGCGAGAGAUUAAACGUUUACAUGCGGCGUUAGAUGCGACAUUAGAAACGUCUGAAUUCAAACAUGAACUUCGGACCGAUUUGACAAAUAUCACGAAUGGCAAUAACACCAUUGUAGGUGGGAUUAUUAAAAGGUUGCUGAUCAUGGAGGAGGAGCUACGUAGGGAACAACAAACAAUGUAUCUGGCUUUAUCGCAAAAACAACGUGUGAUAGAAGCUCAGUGCGAACAGAUUGCAGCUUUAGAUGCUGCUAAUAAUAGACUUCUAACAGCUCUCUCUAGUAUACAAAAGAAAUAUCGAACCGAUAGUACGCAGACCGGAAAGUAUUUAAUACCUCAUAAUAACUUCAGCGAAACAAAUUAGCGAAACAAAUUACAUUUAUUUUAACAAUAAA
Messenger RNA from Anopheles aquasalis, 4632 nucleotides. It is a transcript of the gene raskol, whose product is annotated as Ras GTPase-activating protein raskol. Lineage: Eukaryota; Metazoa; Arthropoda; Insecta; Diptera; Culicidae. Gene Ontology annotation, biological process: regulation of GTPase activity. The record is from RefSeq and is a predicted model, not a curated record.